Amoebophrya sp. A120 is the source of this 1760-nucleotide messenger RNA. The record is from the annotation of a GenBank genome assembly. Lineage: Eukaryota; Dinophyceae; Syndiniales; Amoebophryaceae.
AUGGGGUUUUUCUCGCGGCUGUUUGGGAGGUUCUUCGAGGGCACGAAGGUGAAGAUACUCAUGGUCGGCUUGGACAACAGCGGAAAGACGACGAUUCUGAACAUGAUGAAACCAAAGAAGGUGGGUGUGUUUUAAUUUUAGUGUAUGAAUUGCAAUCGUUUCUGUCUUCAUCCAUAAACAGCAGUUCUUUCAUUGAUUCUCGGAGACAGCAGCUCUUUCAUCUGUUCCUGUUCCUCGGCUUCGUGCAUAGUUGUAGUUGAGUGACCUUCCAUGAUCUUCCCAAAUAAGUACCCGCACGACCUAGGUUUCCCUGAGCACCGCGCCAACCGUGGGAUACAGCGAGGAAGUUUUUACGAAGGGCGGCGUACAAAUCGCGGCAGUGGACAUGUCGGGGCAGGGGAAGUAUCGAAACCUCUGGGAAAGUCAGGUGGACGAGUGCGAGGUAGUUCGAUUUUGAUAGUAUGUGUUGCAUAGCAUCGAUGUAGUAGAUGUUGGCGUAUCUACACAUUGCAAGUAAGGACGCAUAAAAACAUGACUCCGUGUAGUACACGUGGGGUAAAAAUGUGGAAAAUAAAGACUGGCGCUAAAUGUAGAUCUACUCUAAUCUAAAGUGAAAAAAUACAACUUCUUCAGGGCAUCGUGUUUGUGAUCGAUGCGACAGACAAGUUGCGGUUUGCCGUAGCGAAGGACGUAUGAACUGCAAAAGUAUCGUACUAGUAUAAAUUGCAAUACAAAUUCUCUCAGCAUUACAAACCAAAUUUGUAAUGCGGAUUUGCCUUAAGAAAAAGAUUUGUAAUGCAUAAAAGCAAUUAAGUACGAGUGCGAUAUUACUUUUGCACAGCAUAGGACGAACUUGACACGCUGCUAGACAACCACCGACUUCGAGAGUAUCAACUGCAAAAGUGUCUGGGUCUGGAAGAUUGCAACUUGUCAUGCUGUUUUUGGACUCUAAAAAAUUUUGUAUUGCAUGACCAGAAAAAGGGGCGCCGUUUGUGCUACACGGGCAGGGCAUUUCUCAUGCGGAAGGUGCAUCAGGAAGCCCUCUAAAAGUCUGCGAUGCUAGGUCCUGCAUUACAGGCAUCAUGGGUCAUGACAAAUAUGCAUGACAAAAAAUCUUGCAUUCUUCCAGACUCAGACAUAUUUGCAUUUGAUAGAGAGCGACCGGUGCCAAUACUGGUCUUUGCAAACAAGAUGGACGUCCCAGGAGCCGCGCAGCCACUGGAGUGCAUGAAGGCGCUCACACUGGAGACCAUACGGGACCGACCCUGGAACAUCUUGUAAGUUUGAUUUGUUGCUAGUUGUUGUCGUUCUCGAACUGGAUUCGUCCCUUCUCACCCGAUCAUCACGUGAUCCUGUGUAUCUAGAUGUCAGACACCAAAGAUGCGAGUGGUUUCGUCUCGCAGCUGUAAAUUUUCGAAAUACAACCACUGCUGAUAGUACAUACGAUACCCGACAACCUCAACCGCAUAUCAGCCCCUCGGACGCGCUGCAUAAUGUCGGUAUCGAGCCUGGGCUCAAGUGGCUUGUGGACGCGGUGAAAAGGUAUAAGGCGGAGCUCAAGCCGACCAACUAGUUCGACGUACUAGAUAAUUUUCGGCUGGUGUCGUCGCCAUGGGGCAGAGCACCGCCUGAGGAGCUGCAGCACCCGGAGGCGCUUACCGUCCGCGGGCGACUGAUAUCGUGCUCGGAAGAAUUUUUUACAAAUUUAUCAAAGUAAUGCCGAAAAAUAAAAAACAAAAACUAGCAUUGUAGCAGGCCCC